GUGUGUGUGUGUGUGUUCGCGGUCAUGGGCCAGAGUACUUCUACUCCUUUGUCCCUGACCCUAGGCCGCUGGUCAGAGGUCAAGGGACGAGCUCAAAAUCUUUCCCUUGUCAUCAAAAAGAGCAAAUGGCAGACUUUCUGCUCGUCCGAGUGGCCUAACUUUAAGGUCGGAUGGCCCCCGGAGGGGUCUUUCCAUUUGCCUCUCAUAAGGGAAGUGAGGAAUCUUGUUUUUCAGCCUGGCCGACAUGGACACCCGGACCAGGAGCCUUACAUUUUGGUGUGGCAAGACUUAUGUGAAAAUCCCCCGGUGUGGGUUAAGCCCUUUUUACCCCCUGAUUCCCUCUCUAGGUCGUCGGUCUCCGCUUCCGAACCUGCUAUUCUUCCUGUAAAGCCAGCUCUGCCUUCUCCUCCACCCUCUGUUCCCCCGGUUCUUCCGGACUCACAAUCUGAUCUUUUCCUUCUUGAUCCCCCGCCACCUCCUUAUGCCUCGGCCAGAGCUCCGCGGCGCGACCAAGGACCUCCUCCGGCACCUGGCCCAGUUCCUCCACCCAUGUCCCCGAUGGCGGCCUCCCCAGAUUCUACUCUUGAGGGCCCCCCCCCGCCGCCAGGCAGCGGACCUGCACUGCGGACUCGGAGCCGAUUCCAGCCAGACGAAGGGCCUGUAGCCACUACUCUGCCGUUGCGCCCAUAUGGGCCAAUGGUAGACAAUGGGGAAAGGGGGGAAAUGCCGGCCCUCCAAUAUUGGCCCUUUUCCUCCUCAGACCUGUAUAAUUGGAAAAAUAAUAAUCCUCCUUUCUCUGAGGACCCCACCCGACUAACAGGUCUCGUGGAGUCUCUCAUGUUCUCUCAUCAGCCCACCUGGGAAGACUGCCAACAGCUACUCGGGACUCUCUUCACUACUGAAGAGAGAGACCGCAUACUUCUAGAAGCACGAAAGAACGUCCGGGGACUAGACGGGCGUCCGACGCAGUUGCCGAACAUCAUUGAUGACAUCUUCCCGCUAACGCGCCCUAAUUGGGAUCCAAAUUCUUCAGAAGGUAGGGAGCAUCUGUCCUCCUAUCGCCAGGCUCUUGUGGCGGGUCUCCGGGCAGCUUCCAGGCGGCCCACCAAUUUGGCUAAGGUAAGAGAGGUCGUUCAGGGCCCCACUGAGUCCCCCGCGGUCUUUUUAGAAAGGCUAAUGGAAGCCUAUCGGAGGUUCACACCCUUUGACCCGCAAUCGGAGGACCAAAGGGCUUCAGUGGCCAUGGCCUUCAUUGGCCAGUCCGCUACCGAUAUACGGCGUAAGUUACAACGCCUAGAAGGAUUACAAGACCUCACCCUUAGAGAUUUAGUCAAAGAAGCAGAUAAAGUUUUUCACAAAAGGGAAACAGAGGAAGAAAAGGAAGAGCGGAAGGAAAAAGAGAGAGAGGAGAGAGAAGAUGCUAGAGACAAAAAAAGAAAUAAGGAAUUAACUAAAAUCCUGGCCACAGUGGUAGAUAGUGGAAAGAAACAGAAAGAAAAGGGAGGCAGUACCGGGCCACGGCCAAGCUUAGACCCGAACCAGUGUGCCUACUGCAAGGAACAUGGGCACUGGAAGAAAGACUGUCCUAAGAGACCCAAGAAGGGCCUGCAGGCUAAGCAGCCUGCCCUGUUAGCCCUGGAUGAAGAUUAGGGGCGACGGGGCUCGGACCCCCUCCCCGAGCUCAGGGUAAAGUUUAACGUGGAGGGGACUCCCAUUGACUUUGAAGUAGACACUGGAGCCGUUUACUCGGUUUUGCAAGCGCCCUUGGGACCACUGUCAACCAAGCGGUCUUUAGUAAGAGGUGCCAAUGGGAGCCGAUACCGGGCUUGGACUACCAGGAGGACCAUGGACCUGGGAAGGGGAAAAGUCCAUCACUCCUUCCUUGUGAUACCUGAUUGCCCGGCCCCAUUAAUGGGGAGAGACCUGCUCACUAAACUGAAGGCCCGCAUCACCUUCGACCCUGAGGGACCCAGAGUAGAGUUUCUGAGUCCCUUGGUAGAACGGCCGGUAGUCACAGCCCUAACUAUGUCUGUAGAAGAUGAGUAUCGCCUGUACAACUCUCCAGUAGAAAAGCAGGACAUGACAACCUGGCUUGAGGAGUAUCCAGAUGCUUGGGCCGAGAAGGCCGGGCUAGGGCUGGCGGAAAACCAACCCCCAGUGGUGGUCACCCUAAAGACCUCUGCAGCACCAAUUCGGGUCAGACAGUACCCCAUGAGUAGGGAGGCUCGGGAAGGAAUUAGACCACACAUUCAGAAGCUAAUCCAAGAGGGGGUUUUGAGGCCCUGCCAGUCAGCCUGGAACACACCACUCCUCCCUGUCAAAAAGCCAGGAACGGGAGAUUACCGACCAGUGCAGGAUCUGAGGGAGAUUAAUAGUAGGGUACAGGACAUACAUCCCACUGUACCUAACCCCUACAACCUUCUAAGCACCCUUCAACCUGACAGAACCUGGUAUACUGUAUUAGAUUUGAAGGAUGCUUUCUUCUGUCUACGGCUUUGUGAAAGCAGCCAACCAUUGUUCGCCUUUGAAUGGAUUGAUCCAGAGGCCGGGAUAGCGGGGCAACUGACCUGGACAAGGCUACCCCAGGGCUUCAAGAACUCACCCACCAUUUUUGAUGAGGCCCUCCACCAGGACCUGGGUUCCUUCAGAACCCGACACCCGGAGGUGACUCUGCUCCAGUACGUAGACGACCUACUGUUGGCUGCACCGUCUCAGGAGGAAUGUGAGUAUGGGACCCGUUCCCUAUUGCAAGAACUUGCUCAGCUGGGGUACCGGGCGUCAGCUAAGAAGGCCCAGAUAUGCAGGCGGGAAGUAACUUUCCUAGGAUAUACUCUCCGGGAAGGAAAGCGGUGGUUGACGGAGGCCCGGAAAAAGACUGUUGUGCAGAUUCCCGUACCCGCCUCCAGGAAACAACUCCGAGAGUUCCUGGGGACGGCUGGGUUCUGUAGACUAUGGAUCCCGGGGUUUGCAUCAUUAGCCGCCCCACUUUAUCCACUUCUAAAAGGGGAUGCGGAAUUUUCCUGGGGGCCAGAACAGCAGCAGGCCUUUGAUGACAUCAAGAGGGCCCUAUUGUCAGCCCCAGCACUGGCACUCCCCGAUGUUGAGAAACCCUUCACCCUCUACAUAGAGGAGCGAGGAGGGACAGCCCGAGGAGUCCUAACCCAGACCCUAGGACCCUGGAGGAGGCCAGUGGCCUAUCUGUCCAAACGCUUGGACUCGGUAGCAGGAGGAUGGCCCCGCUGUCUUAAAGCUAUCGCUGCCGCUGCUCUGUUAGCCAAAGAUGCCGAUAAACUGACUCUAGGACAAAAAUUGACCAUCAUAGCCCCGCAUGCUUUGGAAAGCAUUAUCAGGCAGCCCCCAGACCGGUGGCUCUCAAAUGCACGCAUCACCCAUUAUCAGAGCAUUUUGUUGGAUAAGGAUCGAGUAACCUUCGGGCCCCCUUCUACCUUAAACCCUGCCACCCUGCUCCCGGACGAAGCUGCGGAUCCAGUCUUGCACUCCUGCCAAGACAUCCUGGCAGAGGAAGCAGGAAUCCGCCACGACCUGAAGGACCUUCCAUUACCCAACUCAGAAGUAACCUGGUUCACGGACGGUAGCAGCUUCCUGCGAGAGGAUACUUUCUCAGGAUGGGUAGAGGCCUACCCCACCCGGAAGGAAACAGCCCAAGUGGUGGUAAAGAAGAUUAUGGAAGAACUUUUUCCUCGGUUUGGACUGCCCCAGGAGACCUCAAGGUGCCCCACUCCUUCCACGUUGGAGAUUCAGUGUUCGUGA
Molecule: messenger RNA, 3771 nt
Organism: Eptesicus fuscus (big brown bat)
Lineage: Eukaryota; Metazoa; Chordata; Mammalia; Chiroptera; Vespertilionidae
Exons: 2
Biological process (GO): virion assembly; proteolysis
Molecular function (GO): aspartic-type endopeptidase activity; zinc ion binding; nucleic acid binding
Source: RefSeq, a predicted model, not a curated record